AUGGCCCAACGGGAGCAGAUUCACAUCUCAUCUUGGCCGGCGAUCUGGCCAACCAGAAUACCUGCACUACCUGGAAACAACGAUGCCAAAGAACCGCGCAACUACGACAAUUUUCUUGCCAAUCAGUUGCGUGCUGCUGCUCACUGCUUCGAGGCUAAGGCUUUCGGUGUGGCAGAAUUUUUGCAGCAAGAGGAAGAUAUCAUAUAUGCGGAUCUGGAUCUUGAGAGCUGUGUUGAAAGGAAGCAAUAUCACGAUGUUGUGGGUGGAUAUCAGAGAUUGGACGUCUUCCGGUUGGAGGUCAAUCGCUACCGAAAGGCCCCAGUUAUAUUUCGCGAGAACUAUGACACCAAAGAGUGGAAUCAAUAG
This is a messenger RNA of Penicillium soppii, 366 nucleotides long. RefSeq lists its product as uncharacterized. Lineage: Eukaryota; Fungi; Ascomycota; Eurotiomycetes; Eurotiales; Aspergillaceae. Bases 1 to 366 code for a protein of 121 amino acids. The record is from RefSeq and is a predicted model, not a curated record. The transcript has 2 exons. Gene Ontology annotation, molecular function: catalytic activity.